Messenger RNA from Drosophila ananassae, 8629 nucleotides. It is a transcript of the gene gpp, whose product is annotated as histone-lysine N-methyltransferase, H3 lysine-79 specific. The coding region runs from base 1580 to 8047 and encodes 2155 amino acids. The record is from RefSeq and is a predicted model, not a curated record. Gene Ontology annotation, cellular component: nucleus. Gene Ontology annotation, biological process: DNA damage checkpoint signaling; DNA repair; regulation of transcription regulatory region DNA binding. Lineage: Eukaryota; Metazoa; Arthropoda; Insecta; Diptera; Drosophilidae. Gene Ontology annotation, molecular function: histone H3K79 methyltransferase activity. The transcript is spliced from 9 exons.
CUGUUAUUUCGAGCUCUGGCCACACUAAUACCACACAGUGGAACCAAACAGAGGCACACAAGAAACCGAAAACCCAGCGCGAACGAACGGACAGCGGAGCAAAUAAAGUGCGGGUGUGUGUGCCUGUGCCUGUGUACUGAACCUUUUUGGGCCGCAGCAGAGGAGAAAGAAAUCGCCAAUUAUACAAUAGCCGCUUCUCGACGGCCAAAAUCGAAGUUUAACAACGAAAACAUAAUAGUAAUAGGAAAAAAGAAAAGGAAAAAUAUAUAUAUAUAUAUAUAUAAUUUGAAAAGCUUAAUUAGUAGUGUCUAAUAGUGAACUGCGGUUUCAAGUAACACAAGUAUCUCACGGUCUUCCGUUUCUUUUUAAACCGGAACGUCAUCAACAUCAACAGCAAGAACAACAGCAACAACAACAACAAACAUCAACGAAACAAGAUCCAAAAACUUCAGAGAACGCGAGAAGAGCAAUCAGAGAGACAGUAACAGAGAGAGCUAGCGAGAGAGAGAGAGGGCUAGAGGCGUCGGCUAACGGCUUAUCACAUUUGACAAAGCACGAGGAGGAAUAAGAAGAAGAACAAGAAGAAGCAGACCAGAGCGCUGAGUGCGCGAAAUACUCAAAAUAUAAAAAAAAAAUAAAAAUCAUUCAAAUAACUGUAAAUAAAAAAUAGGGGCGCGAGUGUUGCAAAAGCACAUAAAUAACACGGAUUUACACAAAAAAAGAAACACUUUCCAACACUGGGCCAAGGCGCGUGCAAUAUGCAUAACGGUAUUCAGCUAAAUGCGCGUGUCACGGCACGCACUACUACUGACACGAAACUGAUCGCGUGUCUAUAAGAAGAAAGAAUCAGCAGGAAGGACGACGAUGAACGAAAUAAUUUAACGAGAAAGGAUAACAUUUGGAAAAUGUUGUGGCCAAAUACUGAAGAAAAUGCAUCGUUUUCUUAACAUCCAGCAAAAUAUCAAAUUACGCAACUAUCAUCAGUUACUUUUAUAUUUUGUCACGGCUGCUGCUGGAAGAAGCGGAAGAGCGGAAGUGAGUGGAAGAGGAAGAAGCGGAAGAAGCAGAAGCAGAAGAGUAGGAGCAGCAGCAGAAGAAGGAGGAAAAGCAGCAGGAGAGAAUAACGUAAAUGCUACGUAACGUUUUACGUAACGAAACGUAAAGUUAAGAAUAGUUGAAGGAUAAUAAGGAUAAUAAAUUAUUAAUUAUUAGCCCAAAUAAAUAAACCCAACGCUGCCACUGUUCCUAAGACAUCCAGACAACAAAUCGACAAAAAAAAUCCGUAUAAAAUAUAAAUUAUCCUGUAGUAACGUAAACGCCUCGACAUAACCACAAAAAAAAAAAGAAAGAAAAAUCACAAAUCCUAUGCCAAUUUUUGAAUCAUCGAAAACAUAACCUCACUCUCAUCAAGUCCCACACACACAAAAAACACAUAUUUUAGUUCUCUCUAAAACAAAAAUAUUGAAAAAAAUAAAGAAAAAAAAGCAUAGAUCUCUUGCUCUUUGCCAAGCACAUCAAAAAAAAAAUAAUAAUAAAAAGAAAAUAAGAGGCUGGCCAAGAGGAAAGCGGACAAAAAAAUAUGGCCACACCCCAAGUCAAGGACUUGGUGUUGCGCUCACCCGCUGGCUCCUCCGACGUCAUCACCUUCGCCUGGCCCUUACAAAUCGGACACGGACAGGAUAAACAUGAUAAUGGCAUCGAUAUUAUCGAUACCAUUAAGUUCGUUUGCGAUGAACUGCCAUCGAUGUCAUCGGCCUUCGAGGAGACGAACCUCAACCAAAUAGACACUGCCUGCUAUAAGACUAUGACCGGUCUGGUCGAUCGUUUCAACAAGGCCGUCGACAGUAUUGUUGCAUUGGAAAAAGGAACUUCACUGCCCGCCGAGCGCCUGAACAAGUUCGCUCAUCCUAGCCUUCUAAGACACAUAUUGCAAUUAGUUUACAAUGCUGCCGUACUCGAUCCCGACAAGCUCAACCAGUAUGAGCCAUUCUCGCCGGAGGUGUAUGGCGAGACCAGCUACGAGCUGGUCCAACAGAUGCUCAAGCACGUCACCGUCAGCAAGGAGGACACAUUCAUCGAUCUCGGCUCUGGUGUCGGUCAGGUUGUCCUUCAGAUGGCUGGAUCCUUUCCCCUGAAGACGUGCAUCGGCAUCGAGAAGGCGGACACUCCGGCCCGGUAUGCCGAGCGGAUGGAUGUGUUCUUCCGCCAGUACAUGGGAUGGUUUGGGAAGCGCUACUGCGAAUAUAAGCUUAUUAAGGGUGACUUCCUGGUCGAUGAGCAUCGCGAGAAGAUCACCUCCUCCACGCUGGUGUUUGUGAAUAAUUUUGCGUUCGGGCCGACGGUGGAUCAUCAGCUGAAGGAGCGCUUUGCGGAUCUGCGCGAUGGAGCGAGAGUGGUCUCCUCCAAGUCCUUUUGUCCCCUCAACUUUCGGAUCACCGACAGGAACCUCAGUGACAUUGGCACCAUCAUGCACGUAAGCGAGAUUCCGCCACUCAAGGGCUCUGUUUCGUGGACCUGCAAGCCCGUCUCGUAUUAUCUCCAUGUGAUCGAUCGCACCAUUCUGGAGCGAUACUUUCAACGCCUGAAAACCAAAGGCGGCAACGAUCACGAGGGCGUUGGAACCGUGCGCACCACUCGAGAUCGUGCCAAGCGUGAGGCGAACGUGGGCCAGCACCACCACCACAACCACCACGCCAACAACACCAACCACGCCAACAACCACAACAAUCAUCAUCGGGAGCGGGAGCGGGAGCAGUCGAACGGAGCCGCCAGUGCCGCCCAGUUGCAGCGUCAGAAAUCCCAAUCGCCGGCCAAUGUCAGCGGCAGCGGUGGAUUAGCAGGUGUCGGCGUCCAGCCAGCAACAGGAGCAAGUGCAGCGGCCAACUCCAAGACGCGCCAGCAACUGCAGCAGCAGCAGCAACAACAACAGCAGCAGCGCAGCCUGGACAUGGAGAGCAGCACGGAGAGCGAUGGCGAGGCGACGAACGGCAAUGGAGGCAACACCACCACGACCACAAAUGCCACCUCCGCCUCGAACGGGCCGAUGACCCGCAAGGUGUGGUCGGACUGGUGCAGCUCCAAGGGCAAGAGCUCGCAGUCGGACGACGAGGAGAACAACAACAGCAACAGCAACGGGGGCAGCAACACGGGAGCGGGCAAUGGCAAUGGUAACGGCGGAGGAGGAGUAGUUGGCCGCCAGGCACGAGCUGCCACGCAGAAGAAGCGCAAGAAGCUGACGCGCAAGGCUGCCAUUGCCAGCAAGUCGGCGGCAGCUGCCCAGCGGGAGGCGGAGGCGGCGGCAGCAGCGGUGGCAGCAGCCACGGCCAGCAAGGACUCCAGCUCCAAGGAGGAUCAGCCGCGAGCGGCCAUCGGUGGCCCCGGCCGGAAGGGACGCAUGAAGAAGGGAGCGAGGGGCAGGAAGUCGCUGAAGAUCGUCGGGUUGGAGGCGCUUCACAAGCAGACCGUGCUCAGUACCUCCCUGGACGCGAUGACGAAGAAGCUGCCGGCCGCUCCCGGGACAGUGGAUCAGCAGUUGACCGCCCUGCUCACCGACAAUAUGGCCCACACUGAACUGGAUAUACCGACGGCGCCGCAGGACACCCCGUACGCCCUGCAGAUCCUGCUGGAUGUGUUCAGGUCGCAGUACAUGGCCAUGAUCGAUCAGAUGAAGUCGAGUGCCUUUGUGCCGCAGGUGCAGAAGCAGCUGGCCCAGGAGCAGGAGAGGAUGGCGCGUCUGAAGAACCGGGCCAGCCAGCUGGACAAGCAGAUCAAGGUCCUGAUCGAUGACAGUGUGGCGCUGCUGAAGGUCCGCAUGAACGAGCUGGGCAUCAACGUCAACUCCCCCAACGAUCUCAUUGCCCAGGCCAAGGAGAUUGUCGGCCGGCACAAGGAUCUCCAGCACACGGUUAGCCGGAUGCGCAACGAGGUCACCUACUACGAGGGCGAGCAGAAGCAUCUGCUCAGUAAGCAGUUGAAGAACUUGUCGGAGUACCAGAAACUCUGCACCGGAGCCAAUGGAAAGGUGAAGCUGGAGAUGCCGCCGGAACUGUCGGAGACCACGGCGCAGGAGCUGGUGCUCAAGGAGAUAGCCAACACCCUGAGCCAGCGGAAGAAGCUCUACGCCCAGGUGUCCACCAUCGAACAGGAGACGACUGUGCUGCAGAAGACCGCCGAGGAAAGGAGCACAGCGGCGGUCCUGCUGGCCCAAGGAACCAACAUGAGUUUGGCCACCGGAUCGCCCUCCACCGCCUCGUCAGGGUCCUCCACUCCAUCCACCGCCCUUGCCGGUUCUACUCCCGUGUCCGUGCCAAACAGCAAGCUGAAUAGUGUGAAGAAUUCGCGUCGCAGUCGCGAGCAUCGGGGUAGAUCGCAGGAGUGGCCGGAGGUGCCUGAGGUGGGCAAGAUCCAGGAGAGCAAUCCCGAGGUACUGGCCCAGAAGAUCGUGGAGACAUGCCGUCAGAUCGAGGCGGGCAAGUUCCAGGGAGCCGCCGCCCCCACGUACCAGGUGAACGGCAAGAACAAGGCGAUCCCCGAGGCUGGAGUGCCACCGAAUCCCGUCGCCGUUGCUCCCGUGAGCAUCAAGUCCUCGCCGGGCCAUCACUACAAGGACAGCACUCUGAUGCCGGCGCCCAAGCAGCAGAGCCAGCAACAGGUCACCGCCUCGCUCCUGCCGAAGUGCGAGUUGGGCGGCCUCUCCGCCAGCCGGAUCAAGCAGGAAUCGCCGAAGGUGGCCAACUUCGAGGACCGGCUGAAGAGCAUCAUCACCACGGCCCUGAACGAGGAUCAGGAGCACCGCAGCAAGGCGGUGGAGCCAUCGCCUUCACCCUCGCCCCUGCACAGUCCGGCGCCCAAGCGCUCCAAGCAGCAGCUGCAGCAGCCGGGUAGCAUGAAUCCCGGCCAGCAGCAGCUGCCCAAUAGUCUGCACAACAUUAUCACCGUCUCGACGCAGGGACUGAUGCAUCUGAAUGCGAACACGACAAUAUCCCCGAUAACACCGCCGCUGCCGGGCCCGGGAGCCGGAGCAGCUGCCUCCACAGCGCCGCCACCGCCGGCGAAUCUUCCGUACGGAGCGUAUGGCGGCAAGGCCACGGUAUCGGGCAAGUAUCAGGCGGCCAAGGAGCCGAAGUACUCGCCGGUGAGGCAGGCGCCACCGCCUCCUCCACCACCGCCGUCUCACAUGGCCGCCCUGUACGCCGCCGGCGCCGGCCAGCAGACUGGUUCGACGGACUUGAGUUACCAGCGACGGCGCAGCUCCGUUAGCGCCAGCAGCUAUGAGCACUUCAUGGCCCAGCAGCAGCAACAGCAGCAGCAGCAUGCUCUGAUGCUGGCCGCAGCGGCCCAUGCCGCCCAGCGCCAGCAGAUGCGAGCGGAGGAGCAGCAACAGCAGCACCAGCAGCAGCAGAACCAGGUCCAGCAGCAUCACCAGCAUCAGCAGCACCGCCUCCAACAGCAGCAGCAGCAGCAACAGCAGCAGCACCUUCAGCACCACCAUCAUCCAAACGAAUUCAAGGCACCGCCUUCGGAGAAUCUUCUCCAGCGAUCCAGCAGCCGGGAGCAACUGAUAGUGGAGCCGCAACAGCAGCCGCUGGAGCUGCUGCCUCGGGCCAGUUCCGCCAAUUCGGACUACGGCGGUUAUCGCAUCCGUCCGCCCAGCCGGCCCAGCUCCAACUCCUCGCAGCCGGACUACACGCAGGUGUCACCGGCCAAAAUGGCGCUGCGCCGGCACUUGUCCCAGGAGAAGCUCAGCCAGCACGGCACACCCCAGGCCACACCACCGCUCCCCGGCUCGGGUGCCCCGACAUCCGGCAAGACCAUCGGAGAUCUGGUUAACGGGGAGAUCGAGCGCACUCUGGAGAUCUCGCACCAGAGCAUCAUCAACGCAGCCGUGAACAUGAGCACGGGAGGUGCCCACUUCAUGGAGCGGGCCUUCCUCAAUGAGCGCUCCAACGAGCGUCUGCUCAUCAACCUGAAUGCCCAGAGGCCGGAGCGCGUGCACGUCCGACCGAUGUCCGAGGAGUCGCAGGAACCGCAUCCCACCAGCUACGCCCAGGAGAGGGGAUCGGUGGGUUCGGCCGGUGGGAAUAGUAACUUGGCCACCCUGGCCCACGUAGCCUAUGUCCAGAAGGCACAGGGAGCGGGAGCUGCUCGAGCAGGAGCAACUGCGCCGCCUGCAGCUCAACACCAUGCGGCCACGGCUCGAACUGGACGAGAUUACCAACCUGUGGCGCUGCCUCGGGCGGAGCUGAAGGGCAGCAUCGAAGCCUACUUCCACGAGGAGCAGCAGCAGCAGCAGAAGCAGUCCAAGGGGGCCGGUUCGGGAUCAUCGGGAGCAGCUGCUAUGCGAGGAUCACGUCUCAAUGGAGCCAAUCCGCCACUGGAGGGUCUAGCUGCUUCUCUACAGGAUCACGUUCGUGCCAGGAAGUACAAAGAGGAGACUGAGGAGCGCCAACGCCGGGCAGCAGCUGCUGCUUCCUCCUCCUCGUCCGCAUCGAACUCUGCGCUGGAGCUCUCCAACCACUACGGCCACCAAGCGCCGCCGGCCCACAACUACCAUCACCACCACCAUGCCGCCAACCUCAACGGAACACCGCACAAAGUGGAGCUUGGCGUGAAGAGGAGCUCACCGUUGGCGCCCCACCAACAGCCGCCACGUCCCUCGAAGCUGGCCCACUACGAUGCGCCGCCGAACUCCGGUCAGUCCCAUCACGCCCACAUCUACGCCAACGGACAGGUGCUGCAGCCGCCACCGGCUCAUGAUGCAACCACGCCCUCGCCAACACCCUCGUCCUCAUCGUCCUCGUGCGGACGUCGCAGUGGCAGCAACAGUGGCAAGAUGCUGGUGGAGCCGCCGCUCCUCAUGAGUCCCGAGAUCAACUCGCUGAUGGGCGACGAGAGGCCGUUGCAGUUGUCGUCGCACCAGUCGCAGACCCAGAUGCUGCAGCAGCAUCAGCAGGCGCACCUGCAACCGUUGCGCGUGCCACAUCUCGGACAUGGUCAUGGUCAUGGCCACAGUCACAGCACUACACCCACACUGGGGGAACGGCGGAAUGCCAAUGCCGCCGACGAUGAUGAUGUUAUUGCCGCCGAUGAUGAAUCCCACUGGCAGCACCGGGUCAGCUCUGGUUUUGAUCGCCUGGUGGCUUUCGCCAGCACGGAGCUGGACAAGACGCGGCGCAGCAUCGAUGGCGACACUGUGCCGGCCUCCAUCAGCUGCAACACUUCCCCGGACUCAGGCAUCACGCACAGCAGCAGCAACUCGGACGCGGUGCGUACCUUCUUGUCCACCUCGUCGAGCUCCUCCCAGCUGGAGCUGCCGAUCGGCAACAGCAACAGCCUGUACAACCAUCAUGCCCAGCAGAGCAGCGGCGGCAACAGCAACCAUCUGCCGCAACAGCAGCAGCAGCAACAGUUGCAGCCGCAGCAGCAACACCAUCAUAUUUCCGAUCAUCUGAGCGACAGCAGCAUCAAGUCGUCGGCCUCCUCAUCCCUGCAUGCGGGCAGCUCCCUAAAGACAGUGUCGCCAGUGGAGACCAUUGAAUCGCCGCCUUUGUCGGAUGUGGGACUGCCCAGGACGCCGAGUCCCAGUGCCGCCAGCGUGGCCACCCCGCCCCUGGCCAGUGGACCGCCUCUGACCGGAGAUCUGGGUGGAAUACCACUGAAGUACCAGCGCAAGUCGAAGAGCAGCUCCGAGAAGCACUACAAGAAGAAGUUCUGCGAGCGUAACUGGGAGUACGACUGCGACGAGCUUCUGGCCUACUCCAACUCCAGUGCUCCGCCAACGGCAGCCGAUGCGGCCGGGAACGGGCCACCGAAUCUGGAUAAUGCCACAAGUGCAGGAGGAGGGCCUGCUGCUAAAUCCGGCAAGUCGCCAAAGGAGAAGUCAUCGCCGCACCACAGUGGCUAUCUUCAAGCGCAGCAGCACCAUCACAAGAGUUCCAAGUUCCGGCCGAAGGGCAAGGACUGGGACUGGUCGCUGGACAGUCGCAGCCAGACGGGGGAGCUGAUGGCGCCCAUGAACAACAACUCCACCACCACAACGAGUAAUUAAUUUAGUAAACUAAUUUAGUUCAAUUUGCUGAAUAGGAAUGAGAAAGAAAUGAGAGAAAAUCCAGAAGAGUAUGCAAUGCUUGCUACUUUUAGCCACAUUAUUUGUACAUUUUUUAAAUCUAUGGAUCGAAUGGGUCGUAAUGGAAUGCCGGACUGGAUCCCAUAACUUAUAUUGUAUUGAAUAAAAAUUUUGUAAUUUAAAUUAAAUGAAUUGUAUAUGCAUAGCUAACUUAUUGUAAAGCCCAGCUAUCCGUUUGCCUUGUUUUCUACACAAAAAUUUUCGAAAAAAACUAUUUUUUUUUUCUUAAACUGUCUUUUCAAAACUGUCUCCUGUCUACUAGUGUAUUUUUUUAUUAUUUCACUGCAAGAUCUAAUUAGGCUAGACACGUUUUCGUAUUAGGCUGUAAGGUUGAACCCAACAAUGCUGAUGAACAAUGUUACUGACUUUUCUGUACCGAUUACCAACUACUAUGAUUAUGUAUUUAAUUUUCAUUAUUGUUUAAUUACGUUUGCCCAUAAGUUGAAUGUUUUGUCUUUAUUAUUAUUAUUAUUUUGAAAUAAAAUUGUCAACUAAUUAACGUUA